This is a messenger RNA of Lodderomyces beijingensis, 1032 nucleotides long. The record is from the annotation of a GenBank genome assembly. Lineage: Eukaryota; Fungi; Ascomycota; Pichiomycetes; Serinales; Debaryomycetaceae.
AUGAACUCACCAAGAAGACUACGAUCAAACGAUACCCUCGCAAAAGAUCCACAUCCGAACAACAACUUGUUCAAUUUCGACAAGGUGAAUCAGUACUUGUACAACGCCAAACCGAUCCAAAUUUCAGCCGACGCAUCUCCGAAUUGGCCCCUAUAUCAUUUCUACACCGAUGAUGCGUCUUUAUCUCCCAAACCAAGCAUCGACCCGGCAAAAUUCAAAAUCAUAAAGCUCGACGCUCUGUGCCAACCACCAUCGUCAUCAUUACCGCCUUUAUUUCGAACCAAAAAGAAUGACCCCCUCCCCGCAUCCAAAUUCGAAAUCUUUCACCGCAAAAUGCGCAAGGACGAAAAGCAAAUGCUCAACGACGAAAAGAUCCGCCACUUGUCGGAACUAGAUACUCUCCAGCAUAACCUAGCACUAUUACACCAAUACGAUUGGAUCCGGCACCUACCCCAAAUCACUCAUAUCCAGGAUAAGAACGACUUGCAGGAAAUGGAACUCAAACGGGACCUAACCGUGGCUGAGAUUGAACGGAUCAUGGCUCGGCUGGCUGAAUGGCGCAAAAAGAAAGAUGCGUUUGUGUUGGAAAUGAAAAACUUUGAUGUGGUUGAUGAUGAUGAUAAUGAUGAUUUGGAGUAUGAUGUUGCCUGGGAGAAAUCGAUGCGGUUUGGUGAAUCGGGUAACAACAAAAACAAUAAGGACAACAACGAAAACAAAAAGAAGGACAAGAACGUGAAGAACAAGGACAAGAAGGAAAAGGAGAAGGGAUUGGAAACUCCGCGGGUAAAGAAAUUGACGUUAAAGUUGGGUCCACCUCCGCUGCCGAAAGUCCACACGCCGAAGCUGAGUCAAGUAAAGGGAGCCCUGGCUUUGGAGAGGGCUAAGAAAUUGGAAGAAGUGGGCAAGGAAGCUGAUAUCAACUUGUUUGUGACAGAUACUCCUCACGACUACAUAUUUGGCUGCGAUUUUCAAGAUAUCCCGGCAUCAAUUACUGGAUUCCAGCUUCCUCAAGGUCUACGACGGUUGAAAUAA